Molecule: messenger RNA, 971 nt
Organism: Rhizopus microsporus ATCC 52813
Lineage: Eukaryota; Fungi; Mucoromycota; Mucoromycetes; Mucorales; Rhizopodaceae
Product: triosephosphate isomerase
Exons: 4
Coding region: 76-822 (248 amino acids)
Biological process (GO): glycerol catabolic process; glycolytic process; gluconeogenesis
Cellular component (GO): cytosol
Molecular function (GO): triose-phosphate isomerase activity
Source: RefSeq, a predicted model, not a curated record
AUUUAACCUCACAUGUUGAUUUCACACUUUUUUCUUUCUUUUCUUUUUUAUAAAAUAUUGAAAUAAUCUAUUAUCAUGGCUCGUAAAUUCUUUGUUGGUGGUAACUGGAAAAUGAAUGGCUCCGUUGCUCAAGUCAAGGAGCUUGUUGAAUUAUUAAACAAGAUUGACGUUCCCGCCAACACAGAGGUUGUUGUCGCGCCUCCUGCUCUUUACGUUGACCGUGUGAACCAAGCUGUCAAGAAGGAAAUUCAAGUUGCUGCUCAAAACACGUAUAUCAAGGCCUCUGGUGCCUACACGGGUGAAAUCAGUCCUCAAAUGCUCAAGGACCUCGGUGUCAACUGGGUUGUCUUGGGUCACUCUGAACGUCGUGAGUACUUUAAGGAAUCUGACGAAUUCGUUGGACAAAAGGUUCGUUUCGCCUUGGAUGCUGGUGUGUCAGUCAUUGCCUGUAUUGGUGAAAAGCUCGAAGAACGUGAAACUAAUGUGACAAAUGACGUUGUCGCUCGCCAGAUGAAGGCUAUUGCCAACGAAAUCAAUGACUGGACCAACGUCGUCGUCGCUUAUGAACCUGUCUGGGCUAUUGGCACUGGUAAGGUUGCCACACCUGAACAAGCUCAAGAGGUUCAUGGAUUCCUUCGUCAAUGGUUGGCCGAGAACGUCUCUCAAGAGGCUGCCGAAAAGACUCGUAUUCUCUAUGGUGGUUCUGUCAAUGGCGGUAACUGCAAGACUUUAGCCUCUAAGCCUGAUAUUGAUGGUUUCUUGGUUGGUGGUGCCUCUCUUAAGCCUGAAUUUGUUGACAUUGUCCUUUCUGGUCAACAAUAAGCUGUAUAAUUUUGACUGUAAAAUAAAUAAAUCAGGUGUUUCAUAUGAAAUCAUGCUCUUGUUUGUGUUCCCCGCUUAAAUAAAGAUUGGAUCUUCGAUUGAUAAUACUUUUAUGGAAAUUGUCUUAUUUUAUGCGCUUAACAGCUUUA